UAUCUAUCUACUUGCACAUAAGUUAUGUAAUGAGUUCAACAAAGUUCACUUUCGUGGAAAAUUACAAAUAUAUUUCAAGUCUUUACGCUGAAAUUUAGAAUUUUUUAGAACAUGAAAACAUUGAUAAUUCGACCACUCCUUGAAUCCGACUACGGUCAAGUUUUCCAAUUAAUUAAAGAACUGUCUACCUCACCGGGAGAACAGAAUAUCGUAAAAUUCAAUGAAAAAGACUUCCUUUUUGCCAACCCAAAAAAGAACUCAUCGUCCUAUUUCUCAGGAAUUGUCGCAAUUGAUAAAAUUGACAAAAUUGUCGGCGUGCUGCUGUACCACACGAAAUACUCCACGUGGGAAGGUGAAGGUCCUGGAAUUCAGAUCAAUACUUUCUUCGUUACAGAAUGUUAUCGCAGACGCGGUGUAGGAUAUCUGCUUCUGCAAAAUAUAUGCAUGUCUGCUGAGGAGAAAGGGCAACAAAUUUCUAUCCCAAUCCGGAAGCAUGACGUCGCAGGGAUGGAAUUCUUUAUGAAACACCACGCCACAAAUCUCACGAGUACUGAAGGCUGGCUAAAUUAUCAUCUGAAUAAAACUGCUGUAGAGAACUUAUUGAACUUUAAUGACAAGAAGGGAAAAAAUGUUAUUUUGAGACCUGCGGAAGCCAAGGAUUGUAACCACAUUGAAAAAAUGAUUCAAGAUCUUAAUGAAUUCGAAAAUAUAGGAGACCAGGAUAAUAAAUUAGAUGCAAAAACUUUACAACGUGACGGGUUCCAAAAAACCAGUCCUGAUUUUUACUCGUUUGUCGCAGAAUUGAAUGAUGGUGAAAAUGGACUUGUAAAAAUAGUUGGCUAUAAUUUAAUGUUCUUUGAAUUUAAUCCCAUCCAUGGGAAAUUGGUACAUUUGGAGGACAUCUAUGUCAAAGAAGAGCACAGAGGUGAAGGAAUCGGUGUGAAAUUGUUCAAGCAAGUUGCUCGUUUUGCUCUGGACAAUGGUUGCCAAGGAUUUACUCUCGAAGUGCUUGACUCGAAUACGAAGGCUAUCAAGUUUUAUGAGGCGUUUGGUGGUGUGAAUUUAUCAAUUGGGGAGAAUGGGGUACAAUCCGUCAAAUUAAAGAAAGCAGCUAUACAUAGGAUUUUUAAUACGGAUAAAAUAUCAAAUUCUAAUAAAUAAAUUUUUAAAAACAAACUUAGGUGAAGGACGCGCUUAAAAUAUUAAAACAAGAAGCAUUAAAAAAUGUCAUAAAUCGUUUAAUAUUUAUUAACUUUUACUUCACCGUGGGCCCAACUAUUAAAUUUUCAAAGCAAUGAUAAUCAACAAUAAAUGUAGCUGAACCAAUGACUUGAUUAAAUAUUAAAUGCAGCAUUACAGAGGGAGUUAUUAAAAUACGCCAGAACAUGAACAAAUUUCCUUUGUAAGAAGUGUCGCGAUUUAUUGAAAGAUAACCAUUCAAAUCUUGCAAGUUUAAUAUACAAAUAGAUAUUACGUAUUUCGUAUAAUUGUUCCAAAUGCUUGAAAGUAUAGCUUUUUUCCUGUGUUAGUUGGGCCCCCGGUAAAGUAAAAGUUAAUAAAUAUUAAACGAUUUAUGACAUUUUUUAAUGCUUCUUGUUUUAAUAUUUUAAGCGCGUCCUUCACCUAAGUUUGUUUUUUAAAAUUUAUUUAUUUAAUUAUUUUUAGUGAUUUGUGAAUUUAUAUGCAUAAAAUCAGAUGCAAUUAUAAAAC
Messenger RNA from Folsomia candida, 1710 nucleotides. RefSeq lists its product as uncharacterized. The record is from RefSeq and is a predicted model, not a curated record. Lineage: Eukaryota; Metazoa; Arthropoda; Collembola; Entomobryomorpha; Isotomidae. The transcript is spliced from 5 exons. Gene Ontology annotation, molecular function: N-acetyltransferase activity. The coding region runs from base 112 to 1161 and encodes 349 amino acids.